ACAGGCUCAGCGCCGGCUCCAUCGGCGGCGGCGGCGCUGCAUCCGCCGCCGGCCAGUACAGGGUGUGCGGCAAUUGCCGGAAGGUGCCGAGACAGGAAAAAAGAGUCCAAGUCUCUCCACCAUUAACAAGAGGACCAAGUGCCUUUAUACCUGAGAAUGAGGUGAUGCAAGCAAAUGGUUUGGAUGAACGUACUAAUCUUCUUGUGGAAGAAUACUCCACAUCUGGCCGCCUGGACAACAUCACACAGGUCAUGAGUAUCCACACGCAGUACCUGGAGUCUUUCCUCCGCAGCCAGUUCUACAUGCUGCGCAUGGAUGGGCCCCUUCCUUUGCCAUAUAGGCACUACAUUGCUAUAAUGGCCGCUGCCAGACAUCAGUGUUCCUACCUAAUAAAUAUGCAUGUUGAUGAGUUUUUGAAGACUGGUGGGAUUGCAGAAUGGUUGAACGGUUUAGAAUACAUUCCCCAAAGGCUGAAAAAUCUGAACGAAAUAAACAAACUCCUUGCACACCGGCCCUGGCUGAUCACGAAAGAGCACAUUCAGAAACUUGUCAAGACUGGGGAAAAUAAUUGGUCUCUUCCUGAACUGGUGCAUGCUGUUGUCCUGUUGGCACAUUAUCAUGCCUUGGCAAGUUUUGUAUUUGGUAGUGGCAUUAAUCCAGAGAGAGAUCCGGAUACAUCUAAUGGAGUCAGACUUAUAGCAGUCAACAACUUCUGUGUCUGUGAUCUUGCCAAUGACAACAACAUAGAAAAUGCAUCCCUCACAAGUAGCAACUUUGGGAUUGCAGAUUCCUUAAGUGAGCUGGAGGCCUUGAUGGAGAGGAUGAAGAGGCUGCAAGAAGAUAAAGAGGAUGAAGAAGCCUCUCAGGAAGAAAUGGACACUCGCUUUGAGAAGGAGAAGAAGGAGAGUCUGCUAGUAAUUAGUGGAGCAUUUGAUGAUGAAAUAGUUUCUACAGAUGUCUCCCGCUACGUUGAAGAUCCUGGGUUUGGGUACAAAGACUUUGCACGGCGAGGAGAAGACCAUCUGCCAACAUUCAGAGCUCAGGACUAUACUUGGGAAAAUCAUGGCUUUUCCCUCGUGAACAGGCUUUAUUCUGACAUCGGGCAUCUCCUCGAUGAAAAGUUCCGGAUGGUGUAUAACCUCACGUAUAACACUAUGGCAACACAUGAAGAUGUUGAUACAACUACAUUAAGAAGAGCUUUAUUUAACUAUGUCCACUGUAUGUAUGGAAUCAGGUAUGAUGACUAUGAUUAUGGAGAAGUUAAUCAGCUACUUGAACGCAGCCUGAAGGUUUACAUAAAGACAGUGACCUGCUACCCAGAGAGAACUACCAAGCGCAUGUACGACAGUUACUGGCGUCAGUUCAAGCACUCGGAGAAGGUUCACGUCAAUCUACUUCUAAUGGAAGCUCGUAUGCAAGCAGAACUUCUGUACGCCCUUCGUGCCAUAACUCGUCACUUAACCUGAAGCAUUCACUGGGAGGGAGUAAAGGAAUUUUUACUGAGCAGUGCCGUGACUUCGCAUGUCGGUUUACCCGCUCUGUCCAUCUGCUCCAGCUGGGAAGGCUGAAUGAUUGUACACUUGGCUGCACUUUCCAGCUGCAGGUCCUGCAUGUGGAAAGCUUUUGAGGAAGAAAUCAGUGAUUUUUCUUUCUUUUCUGAAAUGUAAUGUUGGCUAUUUAGACAGCUGUCUGAUAGACAGCAUCAGAGUCUCUUCUAGAGAGAUCACUGGGUAAAACAUCAGGUGUGUUUAUUUUUAUAGCUGACUGCAGAGAUUCCUCAGAAGCGUUAGGACAUGAAGAUAUAUGAACUUAGAUUAGCUUUCUUAUUCCUACCUAUUGUAACUGUAGUGGCCACACCGAAUGGCUUUUGUGCAUACAGCAGGUCUUCUGAGAGGCCUUUUCAUGCAAUACUUCUUUCUUUUUCCAAGUGAUGACAACUGUACAGUACUACUUUAAAUUCCUUUGCUUUGAAAAGUCAAGUAUUUCUCAAGAAGCACAGCUGAGCUCUGGAAAGGAGGUGAAACUGCAUUUGGGUAAGGAAUAUGACCUCUUAGUUUCCCUUCAGAAAUGCGAAGGCCCUUUGAGUAGGUUGGGUUUUGUGUUUGGAAACAUGAGUGCCUUUACUUCUUUCCUUAUGAAAUAUACUUGCCAACUCAGAUGCCUUCUGAGCAAAGUACACGAGCAGAUUUGAAAUACAGAAACCAUAAAUGGAUUGCUCCAUAAAAUUUGUAGUAAGUCAGAAAUCUUUUUCUUUAAGUGCCAUAUCAAGUCACAUAUGGCCUGCGAGACAUUCCGCUGCAGGAAAUGUCAAGUAGUUUGCUAUUCCUUUUUUUUUUUUUUUCUAAUAUUAAAAGCAAACUUGAAACUUCUGAAAAUGUUUUGGAUGUGGCAUUUAUUUUUUCCAGAGUAUGGCAUUUACAGCAUAACAGUUUAGAGCUUAGUUUUUAUACUCAGAUUUAUGAUUUUUAAUAGGCGUUUGUUCAGAAUAGCUCUUUAAAGUCGUGCAGUUCUACCAUGUGCUUCAUGCAUGCUUUGGGUCGCACUGUGCCAAAUCUUCACAUGCAAGUGUUCUUGGACUUUUUGCAUUUUGAAAGCACUCAUGAAUGUGAAUCUUCACGCUUUGAUCAUUAAUAUUAUUCUGGGGAGUACAGUAAUUGUUGGAAGUGUAGAUAACUCUCCAUCUGUGUUCCUUUAUUGGAAUUGAUAUUUACCAGCAUUAAUGUUAGUGCACAAAAUCCCAGCUGUGACCAUCGUAACACAAAGUGUGCAGUCUCCUGUCUGUGAAGAGAAAGCUUGUUAGGUACAAAUUAAAUAGCUAGCAUAGGGAAUGUAAGUAGGGAAUGGAGCUUUUGAGCUGGGACAGCUUCUUGUCAUUGCAGAAUCACUGUAAAAUGUGUGUUCUGAUUGAUAGAGUACAUUAUCACUGAAAUUGUUCCUUUUUUUUCUUGGUAAUGAAGAGAAAUGGAAAAGAUACUAAUUGGGAGAAACAUUUGCAUUUUCCAGAAUAUUCUGCCCACAGCUGAACAUCACAAGAGUGUCAUCAUGCUGGAGCAGAAACUAUUUUAAACGAAGGUAGAAUUUGGGAGAUAGCUAUUGAAAGUGGUGUUGAGAUAGCCUAUGAAAAUUUUGGUAAGCUGUAGAUGGAUUUAUUUUUAGUGGUUCAAAAAUCCUAAAGCCUUCAUUAAAGUGAAGAGGAUGUACUUUCAGCUUUAAGAACUAGCAGAUUGCCACAUCAGCUUUUCCCGUGUAUUAAAGAAGUCCUUAAAGCACAGGGAAAUCCGUGAUUAUGAACAACUACAAAUGUAGAGCUCAGUACAAAUGUAGAACAGAUUAGAGCAGAACACAGAAGAACACAUUUUGCUUCUCUCUCACUUGAGUGCAGAAGGUCACAGCACCAGAUUCCUCAGUAGUAGCUCUGUUCAUAGCAAUGCUGAGAGAUGCUUUCAUGGGAUUGGGGAAGAGCAGCGUGUUGCCAGAAUUUCAGUGGGAAUUUAAGCAACUCAGCACUCGGCAAAAUUCUACAAGGUGCCCACUUGCAUUUUUGAGUCAGUUUUUUAAAGAUACUUAAUCGCCUACGAUCAACAGAAUACAAGCAGUUUCCAUAGAGAUUGAGGGAAUAAUAUGAAGCAGAUCCAUGUGAUUUGCAGCAAUUGUUAACAAAAUGGGUUUCUGGGGAGGCUUAAAAUAGAGCAGUCUUUCCAAAAGAAGUUAAACUGUAAGCUGAUGCUCUUGCAAAACAGGUUUUUGUUUCUCAUGCAUGUGUGUUUUCCAUGGACAUCAACAUGCAUUUCAGGUUCAUAUUCCAGAGUUUGGACUCCCUUUUUGAAGAGCUGGAUUAUUUCACCUCUGCUUGCAGAAAAGAUCAGCUGCCAUUAGCAAAUGGAUAGCUUGUGCCAGGACUUACGAGUUUUGGCCAGGUGAAUGUAUUCCAGAUCUUCUUAAACUCAGCUGAUUUUCUUUCAGAUGCUUUUAUUAGGUGUUCAGAUUGUUCUCCCCUAAAUAAGGGAUGAUGUUGCACAAAAUAGAGGUGGGGUUGAAUUCACAGUAAGGGAACUUUCCCAGUACUGAUCUGAAUAUAUCUGUUAGAAUUGGUUUGCCACUAACCUGUCAUUCCAAGAGCUGGACAAAAAUGUCAAUUUUCCCCACCUGAGCCUUAGAUUUAUUCUUCCUAAUGUAGCCAGCAUGGUAUGGUGGUCUAAAGAGAUGCACCCACCAGUUUUUUCACCUUUGGAAAUUUUAAAUGCAGCUUUUUAUCUGCAGUUGAAAAUUAAUUUGACAUUUCAUACCUACUGCAUGGAUCACAGUGGUGGGAGGUGGAAAUACACAGUGACAUGAGGAAACUGGAGGUGCAUCUUGAACGGUGAUAAUUUAUUUCUUAGAGCAAGUUUUCUUGCCAGGCCAUCAUGCAGCUGCCCACUCAGUGCACAUCAGAUCUCUCUUGUAGACAUUUAAUUCUGCUGCUGCUCACCAGGGGCAAAACCUGUUGUUUUUCAGCCUGCUGCCACCACCCCACCUUACAUGCUUCCUAUCAUUCUAACUCACAGCCCCCAGCAAUCUUGCAGAGACAGCCUUACAGCCAUAACCCUGUAAAACAGUGUAGAACAAGGUGCACUUCUUAACAUUACCAUUCAUUGCUGAGUUCAGAGGACCUUUCUCCUGUUCAGAAACACUUAAUUCCAGGAUCAGGUUAUUUCUGGGUAGGAAAUAUCUAGUGUAAAGUAUGGCACUUAGUACUUGCUUAAAACAUUGAAGUAGUUUUUGCUAGUAUUGCAUCAUGUUCCAUCUGUGGAAUUAGAGGAAUAAUCCAGUGGAUCCACUGGCAGAAUGCUUUCUUUGGCAAAACACACCUGUUUGAGCCUUGGAGCUGGGCAGGCUUCUUACAGGGAGUUGUCAUGGGAAUUCUGAGUUGCUCAUGUGCAGCGUGGAUGGGUGCAGGGCAGGCACCAACAGGGCCUCCCAAGCGGCGUUCCCCAUAAUCGGACAGACACAGGUGGCCUUCAGAACAAAUGGGUUUGGGUUUUUCAUUUAUUCGAGGGAUAACUCUGAUUACAAACUUAGUUACUUGAGGUGCAGACACAUUUGGAUGUUGAUCAGAGUCCAUGGAAGGUAGGAAUUCAAAUUCUGCCCUUGUUACAGUAGGUAGAGCCAGUAUUUAAGUUGCCGAUGAAUAUACUAAAUGCGGGCAGAAGCUCUUGCUGUAGGAAUCAAAAACGGGCUUUCUGGAGGGGAUGCACCUGGUACAGGAGGAUGUUGACACUUUAGUCAGUUAGAGAAGCUUCACUGAUGUGUCUGAAAGGUUCAUAUGCAUGUCCAUGCGUAGAGGAGGCAGUAAGAAAUACCUUCUUCCAAGAUUUUCUCAAGGAUGAAACCCCAAGCUGCUCUGGAAAGCUUUUUCCUUUUCUUUCUCCACGGAUGGAGAGCAGAAGGGAACCUUUCUCAUGUGGCUGCAUAAAGCAUGCUCCUCAUUCACCACUCCAUGCUCAUGCCCUGCCACCAGAUGCAAACCAGCCUUCCUUUCUGCUUCCCUCCUCAUCCAUUGCCAGGCCAGUGGGGCUGCGGAGGGCUGGAGGCCCAGAGAAGUUGUGGAUGCCCCAUUCCUGGAGGCAUUCAAGGCCACGUUGAUGGGAUCCUGGGCAGCCUGAUCUGGUGGAUGGCAAUCCUGCCCGUGGCAGAGGGGUUGGAACCGGUGGGCUUUAAGGCGGCCUCCAACCUGAGCCGUUCUAUGAUUCGGCUUUCCUAUGAGACACUCCAGCAUCCAGGGCAAAAAGAUGUUCCCACAGGGAAACCAUAAUGACUAGGCUGCAUCCCUGGGACUCUGUGAGGAGGCACAGGCACCAAUAUUCCACGGCUAUUGAUCGGAACUGGAUAUAAACGGUAGCUUAAAAAAAUAGGAAUUCUGUAAACUUGAAAUCUCUCAGUUUUACCCUUUCUCCUUUUGCUGGAGAGCUAUAUAAUGAAUGUAUAUGCUUUAUCUUUCUAUCUGACGUAACUGAAAAUCAGACUGCCAACUUCUUGUUUUGUAUUAGCCUCUUUUUUUUUUUUUUUAAAGGAAAAAAAAGUUUGUGAGCAAUAUAUGUAGCAUGCUGUGAACGUCUGUUUUGAUCUUUAUAGUUACUCUUUAAUUCAUCAGUAUUAACACCAGUUCUUUUUUGUGUUUCCCUUGGUACUUUGUAUGCAGUGUAAUCAGAAGCUGUGAUGGGCUCUGCAGUCCCGUGCUUUGUUACUGUAACUCCUUGAUUUCUAUGAAGCACCUGACUGUGGGCCACUGGGCGGGCAGUGCGGCCGUACACCACUGCCACUUUUCAAUCUCUUGUACUAUGUAUAGUUUUGAGUAGAAUAAGCUUUUUAACAGAAUAUUGAUGCGGUUUAUGAUUCACACCGGCUGCGAGUGUCUGGUGAGUGAGAGUCUUUGUAUUUAUAGUUGUUGGGGGGGGGUUGUUUUGUUGUUUUGUUUUGUUUUUUUAAAUUCAUAAGGUAGCAAACUUGAUAAACAUAGCCACUUUAAACUGCUCGUGCUAAACAGACCCUGCUGUAGGUGGAAUACCACUGUCCAUGCAGGAGGAGCUCUGGCAGCGCUGAGCUGGCAAUGCCCAGCCAUGCUGAGCCAUGCCUGCGCAGGCCAUAGCUGCAAGGCCCGGCCCUCCUCGCCCCAGCAGGUCACUUCAUCCCCUCUGCACACAGCAACCCAAGUGCGGAGGAAGCCUUGCUGGCGAGGAGGGACAGACAGGCAGACAGACAGAUGGCCCAGCGCUGGGUCAGCCUGCCAGGCCAAGGUGGGGAGCGUAGCUCCCAGGCCUCUCUGCUGUACGCAGAUGGGCUUCUGGUCCGAUGGCCACAAAGGCUGGCUGCUAAGGGCAGGAAUUGCUCCCCGUUCGGGUGGUUGUCCAGAGAUGGCCUUGGUCUGAGCCUCCCAUCAGCAGCACGGUGCAGGGCCACCCCAGCAGGCAGGCAGCUCCCUGCUGACUGCAGCUCUCCCGUCUGGACAGGGAGCGCCUCGUUCCGUGGCUGCUGCCAGCUCUGCCCUGUUUGGGGACAGAAGAAGAGAGACAAAGCUCUGAUCCUGCUGCUCCGUCCCACCACGUCCCCUGCAGCUCUGCUCUGCUGGGCGAUGGGUGGCACAGGGACACGUCCCCGCAUUGUCCCUUGGGCUGCCGCCUGCCCUCAGCUCUGGGCAGAGCUUGCAGGGUCUGUGCUGUAGCGGAGGUUUGCCUGCAAGGCAUGGCAGCUGCUAGGAGCGAACUGUGGGUGUCCACAGCAGCUUUUACCAUUUUUUGUUCUAUUUUUGCUGAUUGGUAUAUCUUUUUUUUUCUUUUUUUGUUGUUGUUGCAGAGGACAGACUGACCUAUUGGGAUGGGUUGAUUUUUUUUUUUUUUAUUUUUUUUUUGGUGCGUGUGAUUUUGUUUUUUUUUUUAGUUUUUAAGUUACCCGACUUGAAUUUAUCUGAACAGAUGCAGAAGGAACUUUUUUUGUGAGUUAAGAGACAAAAAUGCAUUUUUAAACAAAGGAAUCAUGUAUUAACAUUUUAACAGCAAUUCACAAAUCUGCACUUUUUAUGAGGUUUUGAAAAAUCUAUUUAUAGGUACGGAACAAUGGGGUUUGUUUAAAACUGUAUUGCAUUUAUACUUGCUGAAAUUACUUUCAUUGUUAUCAGUAGGAAUUUCAUUGGUUAAAUAAAACUGAUAAAACCUG
Molecule: messenger RNA, 7689 nt
Organism: Lagopus leucura (white-tailed ptarmigan)
Lineage: Eukaryota; Metazoa; Chordata; Aves; Galliformes; Phasianidae
Gene: SESN3
Product: sestrin 3
Exons: 11
Coding region: 165-1466 (433 amino acids)
Biological process (GO): cellular response to leucine starvation; negative regulation of TORC1 signaling; cellular response to L-leucine
Cellular component (GO): nucleus
Molecular function (GO): L-leucine binding; oxidoreductase activity, acting on peroxide as acceptor
Source: RefSeq, a predicted model, not a curated record